AUGAUUCCACUCAAACAUCUUGUCAUAGACCAGUUGAAACGUCACAGUAAAUUUCUGUUACCAUCCUUUUUGAGGCAAUUACAUCCUGUAUUAACAUCUUCUUUGAGUAUAAGGCUGAAGAGUAAACAUAGCAACUCAAAUGUGUCUUCCUUAUUUCAACCGGUAGAUGUAAAGUCAAAUUCAGACGAUAUUAAUGUUGGUGCUGAGCUGACUGGUAAUCUAGACAAAAACUGUAUUAUUACAGUUUUGAGUACUUUUGCUCACAAAAAAUCAAUUAGGGAGUUAGCUUUAAAAUAUGGAUUUGACGAUAUUCUUUUAAACACUGCUUUGAAUAGUUUUCGAAAUUACUGCAUGACAUCGGAACCAUUGCCAGUAGAUUUACAUGUUAUUUUAAAUGAUGUUAUUCAGGGCGCUGGAAAUAUCUCUGAUAUAUUCCCUUACUUUUUACGUUAUGCCAAACAAAUAUAUCCACACAUUGAUUGUUUGGAUGACCUAAAAAAAAUUAGUGACCUUCGCCAUCCACCUAAUUGGUAUCCCUUGGCAAGGAAAAAAAAGCGAAAAAUAAUAUUUCAUAGUGGUCCCACCAAUAGUGGUAAAACUUAUCAUGCAUUACAAAGAUUUAUGUCAGCAAAUAGCGGUGUUUAUUGUGGACCACUAAAGUUAUUAGCUGUUGAAGUUUUUAACAAGUCUAAUUCUAUGGGUACACCUUGUGAUUUAAUAACAGGAGAAGAAAGAAGGUAUGCUCGCAAUGAAAUGUCUCCUGCAAAUCAUGUAGCAUGUUCUGUAGAGAUGGUGAAUUUAAAUAAUGAAUUUGAAAUAGCUGUGGUUGAUGAAAUUCAGUUAUUACGUGAUGGAAGUAGGGGUUGGGCAUGGACAAGAGCUGUUCUGGGUCUUUCUGCAGAUGAAGUACAUUUAUGUGGUGAAUCUGCUGCUAUACCUAUUGUAGAGUCUAUGUGCGCGACAGUAGGAGAACAAGUGGAAGUAAAGCAGUAUAAAAGAUUGACUAAUCUAACGGUAGAAAACCACGCACUUCAAUCAUUGUCUCAUGUUCAGCCAGGAGAUUGUAUAGUUUGUUUCAAUAAAAAUGAUAUAUUUUAUGUGUCACAAACUAUUGAGAAAUUGGGAAAACAGGUGGCUGUAAUAUAUGGUAGCUUGCCACCGGGCACGAAACUUGCACAAGCUGCUAGAUUUAAUGAUGUAAAUGAUGGGUGUAAAAUACUAGUCGCCACUAAUGCAAUAGGAAUGGGACUUAACUUACAUAUUCGUAGAAUCAUAUUUUAUUCAGUUUAUCAACCAACUGUAAAUGAGAAAGGGGAGAAAGAAAUUGAUGUACUAUCUGUAUCGUCCGCAUUACAAAUAGCAGGACGUGCAGGUCGUUUUAACACGCAAUGGGAGAAUGGUUUUGUUACAACUUUUAAAUCUGAAGAUCUUCCUGUAUUAAAGAAAUUACUGAAAGAAACUCCGGAGAUAAUAGUAAAAGCUGGACUGCAUCCAACUGCUGAUCAAAUUGAAUUAUAUGCUUAUCAACUACCAAACACACCACUUUCGAAUCUUAUUAACAUUUUUGUUGCAUUGAGUCAAGUUGAUGAUUCCCUUUACUUUAUCUGCAAUUUGAACGAUUUUAAAUUUUUAGCUGAUAUGAUACAACACAUACCUUUAAACCUUCGUACGCAAUACGUAUUUUGUUGUGCACCCAUUAAUAGGAAAGAGCCAUUUGUGUGCAGCAUGUUCUUGAAGUAUGCGCGACAGUGUAGUAAUAACAGCAAAAUAACUGUCAAGUGGUUAUGUCAACAAAUCAAUUGGCCUCCAAAACCACCAGGGAAUAUUUCUGAUCUUGUACAUUUGGAAGCAGUAUUUGAUGUAUUGGAUAUUUAUCUCUGGUUCAGCUAUCGGUUCACCGAUUUGUUUCCCGAUGGAAGUGCAGUUAGGGAAAUACAACAAGAACUAGAUAAAAUAAUUGAAAUAGGAGUGAAAAAAUUGAAAAUAUUGUUCCAACAAUCAGAUGAGCAAACAGACCAAGACCGAACAAAUAUAACUGAAUGUCAGACUGAAAGAAGUAUUUAUAGAGAUUCAGCGGAUACGCUUCCGAAAGGGAAAGUAACACAGAGGCUAAUAUCAGAAGGUGUUUUAACGCCAAAACUUUUAGAACAAUUACAAAAGGAAUGGUUUCAGAAAAGAUCAGACAGUAAUGACUAUAACAAUUUCAAUAAAAGUAAUUCCAACAACAGAAGAAAACGCAAAUAAAACACUUCAAUCUUAAUUGUAAUUAUUUUCUGUGUAAACUAUAUUGACGC
Molecule: messenger RNA, 2294 nt
Organism: Dufourea novaeangliae
Lineage: Eukaryota; Metazoa; Arthropoda; Insecta; Hymenoptera; Halictidae
Gene: Suv3
Product: ATP-dependent RNA helicase SUV3 homolog, mitochondrial
Exons: 15
Coding region: 1-2244 (747 amino acids)
Biological process (GO): mitochondrial RNA 3'-end processing; RNA catabolic process
Cellular component (GO): mitochondrial degradosome
Molecular function (GO): hydrolase activity, acting on acid anhydrides; ATP binding; RNA helicase activity
Source: RefSeq, a predicted model, not a curated record